This is a messenger RNA of Struthio camelus australis, 9959 nucleotides long. The record is from RefSeq and is a predicted model, not a curated record. Lineage: Eukaryota; Metazoa; Chordata; Aves; Struthioniformes; Struthionidae.
UUUCAGGUUUUGACUGCAUUAGCAUUGUGCUGCAAAAUGUAAAUAGUAAGCAUAUGUAAAGAAAUGUUUUUAGUUGGGAACAUAAAAGAUAACAUAAAAUCCAUUGGUCAUGGAUUUUGCAGGUUGCAAAAUGUGUAGCAUGCCUUAAAUAUCUCUUUUGGCCUUAGAAAAAGUUUUUGAAAAGAACUUUUAAAAUCCUGUUGCCUUUUGAGUAAGAUGAACCACUGCUGAAAAGUGGUUACAUUAAAGUUCUGAACGGCAAUUUUGGAAAGGCGAACAAAUUGAUUUCUAAAGGACGCUGCAUCUUUCUCGUCUAAAUGAGACCUGAAAUUAGGAAUGAGUCAGGUGAACAACUCCUAAAAUAAUCUGGGAAGCCUGUUGAGAACCUGGUACCACUGUUAGAAAGAACUGAAAUGGAGAAUGAAAAAAAUGCAUGAUUUUUAUUGAGAAAAUAGAUUGUGUUUAGGUUCUUGGGUGUGAAAGUAGUCCAGUGGGGUCACACUUGCAGACGUUCAUGGAACGAAACAGUACUGAUAAGCAUGAUGAUUUUGCGCCCUUUCGUUAUAUCAAAGUCCUUUAUAACACUUGUUGUUUGUGACGUAUUGCUAGUUGGCUGGAAAUUCCUAGGAUGCAAGGAGAGCUUUUAUGGAACACCGAUCUGCUGCAUUUUGUGAUUAUACUUCAUGUAAUGAUAGGUACCCUCUCAAAGAAGGCAGCAAAGCUCUGGAAAGUCUACUCACUUUUUACGUGUCAACUUCUAACUGUCUGGAAGAAAUAGCACAAUCUUCUAUUCGUAAUAACAUUUGAUGAUGUGUGAAAGGCAGUAACAGCUGGUCCCAAGGAUCGCUGCAACACCACAUGACUAUCUCCUGUCACCUCCAUAACUGAGUCUACUCCUCGGUUUGCAGUGAUUAGUGAAAGAGUUUGAAUUUGAGGACAAGCAGGCCAUUUGCAACCAGGGGGAACUGAGGCUAGUUCAGAUGCUUUCGUAGAGGAGAGUGAAAUGCACGUAGAUUGGAAAGAGAAUGCAAUUGGAAAGAAGGCCUUUUACUAUUCAAGUAGGUUUGAAAACAAGUGACGUUCAUUUCAUAGGCAGUGCUGGCUGUUUCUUUUCAGACUGACUAGUUUUUUGAGAUGACAUGGGUGUUUGUGUCUUUUUCACAACACCCUUUUCCAGGUCGAGUUUAUUGCCUUCCUUUUUUAAACCAACCCAAUAGUCUUAAGUGGCUCUCAGCUUCCCUUCAGUUUCCUGUCUGAUGAGUACCAUGUUCAUGUUCCUAUGUAGCAGUACAUGGGCAAUUUCUGAUCUCCACUGAUCAGUAGGUUAAGGAACAGGGGAGCAACAAUGUUAAACCCUAGCAAGUAUUAAAGGGAGGAUAGAAAAGAAGCAUAGUUGUUAGAAUGAUUGCCAACUUGCCUUUCAAAUUUCGGGAAAUAAAAGCACAGUUCCCUUAAAUUGUGCUUGUCUGUUAGCAGCAACUUAAGAAUCUGUAUUCUGGAUAGGAUUUAUAUGUAUAACCAUCUGGUUUAGUGGCUAGAUGGCAGAUUAGGUCUCCUAUCUAUGAUGUAAUUCUUCCAAAUUAGGGGACAAUGUAGAUCCUCUGUAUUUUUAAACAUGGUUUCAUCCUGUAGCGCAGACAAGAGGAAACCGGCUUCUGUAACCUUGAGCCGUUGCAGGGCUGUACCAGGAGGACUGGUGCACAAAUUUCUUCUUGUUAAACAGUGCCUUAAGUCCAGGCACUAUGAUUCCUGCCAGGCCUGGAGAAAAUACAAGCGUGGAAGAGAUUUGAACUUGAUUUUCAAUCAAUGAAGAAGGGUAAGCAUCGUACUCCAGUUGGAACUAUGUUGCUGUGACUUCUGUAAACACAGUUCCCAUUCGGCUCAUUCCUAUCUGAUACUACGUAGAUCUAGUUAGGUGUAAAGUAUUCUGGAAAAGCAGCUACAGACUACUGGGUCUUGGCAGGAGGAGAACUAAGCCUGGCUAACAGGAAGCUCUUUGGGAGGCUGCAAGUGAAUGCAUAAUGCUAGAAGUCUUUCUUUUCCAGGUUUUCUGUUGAGAAUGAAGACUGUCCUCUUUGAUCGUUCCUGCUCUGCCAGACAUGAUUGCUGAGAAGUGGGAAAAGAGUAAUGUCCAUAAUACUUUCAGGGUUGAGGCUGAUGGGUUGGAGACAAGAUUUAUAAGGAGAGUUCCCAAAGCCUUUGGAAAACUGUGGAAGCUGUGAUGAGGAAUGGGCACGCUCUGUUGUUUAUAUUUCUUUUUAUUUUUCUUCAGAGCAAAGAAACUUUCAGAAGAAUGUAAAUGUUGAUCUGUUUUUGGGUGCUAGAAGUCGAGUAGACGUUUCUCAUCACUGGCUUGAGCCUGCUGCAUUCAGUGUAACUCGCAGCCAGAGAACAGAACAAGGCUGGCUGUGUACCACGCCUCUGUCAGCUGGGAAGAGAAAUCCCAGUCUGAUACAGACUAAUCUUUCCUGCCCUUCUCAGCCACUCCGGGACACCACCAGCCAGCUCUCCAAUUCCUGCUUCCAGCAGCAGAAUAAUCUCUGCUCGAGGCUGCAGCAGCACAGCUUUAAGGAUUUGGCUUCUAGGACUCGCCAUCUUGCUUUGUCAGUGGAUCUCCCUCGGAGACGCUCUUGCCUUGAUGCUGAUUGUUUAGAAGGAAGAGGGAAUGAGAGUGUUGGCCUCCCCCAGCAAUACCAUCAGAAAGCAAAGGAAGGUGGUAGCUGCUCCAUACGUUCUACUUGCCGUUGUGCAGAAAGAAGGAACAAGAAUAGUGAGUAUCCAGUGGAAAAGCAACAGCGCCGGUCUGUUGCUGCUUGUAUGGCUCAUGGGAACCCUUCGCUAGUCAAUACGCAUUUGCCAUCUCAUACUGUAGAUCCCCUUCUUGGGAAUGAAUCAGCAGAGUGUCUCUCUUUAAGCAGCUCCAGUGAAAGUGUGAACUCUUGUUGUCGUGGUUCAGCCCUGACCUUGGGAGAUCUCAGUCCAUCUAGUCUGGUGGAGUCUUUUCAUAGCUCUACCUCCCUUCGGUCUCUUUUGCAGUCCUCACAGACUUCUGCCAGCUUGCACUGUUCAAUCCAGAGGCUUAAACAAGAAACUGUUUGGAUGGGGAUAUGGGGCUCUCUCCCUCUGGAGCCCACAUCUUCUCCAGUGAGUGGCAGUUUGUGCUUUGCUCCUAAUGAUUCAGCUCCUGGUGUCCUGAGCACAGGAGAGCAGCUAGCUGGAGUAAGUACCAGUGCAGCUCAGGCAAGAUUGAAAUGGGGUGUCCCGUUUGCUAAAGACUGGAGCCUCAGUGCAGUGACAAGGGACUUCUGUCAUGCUGAACCUGCCUCUGUCUCUCACAGAUACGGACAUACCGAUUCACACACAUGGAGAACCAAACUUUCAGGAGACAUCCAGCAAGAAACCCUCUCUGCUGCGGUGGGCUCUGGCUGGCUGGUAGAUACAGAAGCAGGUUCUUCCUAUAAUUGCUCCCCUUAUUUCAGGUAUCAGUCCCAGGCAAAGCCAGCUCUGGAAACUGGAGGUCUUUAUGUUCACACAAAAAGUCAUUCCCCUGCAAAGGUACUUAAAGGAGAAAAGACAUUUGAUGGGGCACCCCCAUGUGCUGCUAUAUCUUGGAAAAAAGACCUUCUGUCCAGCCUACAUCCAGAUGGUCUGCAGGUGUCACUGGAGGCGCAAUAUGAGGGUGCUCAGGUGAAUGUUGGUGUAGCCAUGUAUGGGACUCCGAGGGAAGUAUGCAUGAGAGUCACUUCUCCUUCUGGAGAUAAAGAGUUUGGGUCGAUCCGGCAGCUUAGUAUUAAAUCCAUAGAAAUCAGCACCUCUGAACCUCAUAGUGAGUCCAGCAAAGAGUCAGAAGAGAUGCGUGACUCUAAAUUGCAAAGAGCCGGAAGAAAGUCCAGCCCUUUCAGUACUCAAGUUGAAACAGGCUUUGGUGAAUUUUCUGACAUAGAUGGUGUGAAUGUGAGCGGAGGAGAGAGAAACAAACACUCCUGCCAGAACAACUGGAGGAGUUGGGAACCUGACACCAAUCUGGACCAAUCUGAAGAGCCUUCUGUGGAGAGGAGUGCCAACAAACCACAGCGUUGUGAAGAAAGCAGCCGCAUGCAGAAAACUGUGUCUAGAGAGGUGAGGGUGUGCUCACUGCAUAGCAUCCCUGUACGCAGAUUCUACUUGUGCUGGUAUCCGUGUCUUGCUAGAGGUGCAGAGUUGAGGUACAGCAGUAAUGGGGAUGCUUGCCCUAUAAUCUUCUGUCACUGAAUGGCCAGAAUCAUAUCUCCUGUGGUCCUGCUCCAUCCCAAUGCAUGCAUCUUUCUCUCUCGCAUGCUGCUUCUCAAAGACCAGCAUGUUCACUAGGCAUUUACAUUCCCAAGAUCUACAUGCAUAAGGGAAGCAUUAAACUAAUUUUAACUGUGAAUAGUUGCAGGGCCAUGAGAUUCCAGUUUUGUGGUGCUUUUCCGUGUCUGAAGUAUGUAAGACCAUUCACAGAGCAAGGGGGAGCGGGGGGCAGAGUCAAAGGCACCCAACAUAAUAUCCAACCUGAGGUGGGACUGUUUUGAUCUCCAGCCAGAACGACUUGCCGUGCUGGGCACAAACAGAUUCUUCGUCAGGGUAGUGUGAGUUGUCAUGUGAGUUUCUAUCUUCUCUUUGCAGAUCUCAGAGAACAGCUUCUGGUCUUUGAAGGUGAAUGAGCAAAGUUUCCAGAGCCUGUGUGACAGACAAACGCUGACCAGGUGUUUCCAAGCUUGGAAGAGCCACAUCCUCUGCAAAAAGGCUGCAGCCAGGCAGCUUUACAGACAGCAACUACUUCGGAAGGGCCUUGGUGCUUUGCAGUGGGCUGUGCACCUGAGGAGGAUGCAGCUGGAGAUAGCCCAGCGGAAACACACCUUGGCUCUACUAGCUGUCAGCUUCUGCAGGGUGAGGAUGGGCUGGGGACAGUAGAAGAGAAGCCAUCAGUAUUCUGUUGUGCAGUCAGAAAGGCGAAGAUGUUGUUUGGAUAGGAAGGAGGGAGGGGUACGCUGUGUGAAAUUUAGUGAUGUGGACCCUGGUGCCAGUGUCCUUCGUGCAGUUUGUUCUAACUGUGUGGUCUCUCCUUCAGUGGAAGGAAGCUGUGGCAAGACAGAGCAAGAAGCAAACUCUACAACCUGAGCCGUAUUCUUAUGCCCAAAGUUCAUCAGUGGAUUUUUUUGAAGUAGGAAGAUUAGCAACUGUGACAACAUCAGCUAAGCACCAGCUUACAGUAGGAUGCUUGAAGGAAGCUGAGCAGGCUUGUAGGUAAGCUGAGAGCAUUCUCUUUUUGCUGUCUUGGGCAAACAGAGGGUUACAGAGACAGGGAGAAGAUUUUCUCAGAUGGUGGGAACACAUGUUUCCAGUUCUGUGGAUAUAGUGUUACAGAUAACCACUGCCAGAUUUAGUAACUUGCAGCCUUUGAGAACUGAACAAUCCUGUUUCAGAGCUUCUGUGCACUACUGGUUUCAGUUUGAUUUGAGUGACUGACAGAAAUACUCCUGUACUAUUUCUUGAAUUCAGCUAUCGUCUGUAUGUGGGAAACAAGUGUAAAUGAGAUUGGAAGGAGGCAGUACUACAGUCUCUAGCAGGACAGUGGGUGUGUCAAAGGAAAAGAUCUUUUGGUUCUGAAGGCAGAAGAACAAGUCCAGACAAAAAGAGACAGCUAGGGAGAAGGAGGUUCUGGAUUCUGUUCUGCGAGUGAUCCUUGGGCAGAUGGAGGUUGAAGCAUGCCUGUGACUCUUUCAGGGUGCAAGGAGAACUGUGGACACAGCUACAUCGCAGGCAGAUGGGAGAUGAGUUCUGUUGGAGAGCUCAAGCAAUCAGGGAUGUGAGACGGCUAGCUGGUAAGCACAUGCUCCGCAAACUUGGAACAGCCUGGUGGAAUCACUGUUUCACCAUAAUUCUUGAUUAGUGUCUAGUUUUUGCUCUUUUGGAACCUGAUGCUGCAAAGUGGUGGGCAGUAUCUGUGAUGGUGGAGAGUGGCUUACCUUCUGUGUAAGGCACUUUUUUGCCUUGCUCCUUAUAUGCAUGCAGAUGCUGUUGCUCCAGUAACAUGAGCUGUCUCCCUUAAAAGCCCUUUCUCUGACAUUUGGAGUUCAGUCAAGGGUGUUUGCUGUAUGACACUAAGUUGUUUGAAGUUCUUCUAAGUUAUUUCUCUUCCUGUCAUUCUCUUCAUGCCCUGCAACACAGCAGCUUUCAGAUUGUGGCGCCUCCAGAAGGAGCUACUGAGCAAAGAGGAAGCCAGGUUGGAGGAAGCCCGAGCCCUGCUGAAAAAAAAGCAGCUGCGAAACACUUUCCAGGUGUGGCGUUCUCGGUGCUUGGAAAUGGAACAGCUUUUAGCAGUGGCAACUCGGAUCCAAAGAAACUUGGUUUCUCGGUGCUUUAAUGCAUGGAAGGAGACUGUUGAGCAGAAGGCACUUCACAGGUGUAACGUGGCCCACCUCAGAGCAGGCUUGCUGAGGAAAUACUUUCAGCAGUGGAUUUGGAUGCUGCGGGUCAGGGAGGACGAUAAGCAGAAGAUAGUGAACCUCUUCAUCCUGAGGUGGAGGCAGUAUUAUGGUGAGCAGCUCAGGGUCUGAGCAGAACAUAAGAUUUGGGUUUGCUUAGGCUUCUUGCCUCUUUCGCCUCUUGUAUGAUGAAUUGAAAAACGGCUGAACAGAGAGGUUCAGAUGAUACAUGGUACUAACCAACCAGAGGGGGCAGAAGGCCAAGCGUUCUGGAUGUAUCAGUGAAGCUACAGGCAGGUUUGUCGCUCUGUUUCAUAAACCUAGCAGAAAGCCUUUAAAACCUUGAAAGGAAGCUGUUCUGGGGCUGGGCUGGGUGGAGUUUCUGAGGAAUUCCUCUUGACAAAUGUUGUUUCUUGUCACUCCCUGUGACUGGUUAAGGGCCAACGAUAAGCUCAGUAGCUGACCAGGCUGAGACAAAGAGACAUGAAGCUCAGUCAUGGUGGACUGUAAUGAGACGGUUUCCUGAGAAAGCAUGCUACUCUUUUGAUGACCUCUGCCAAAAAGUGACACUCCAGAGGGUAUUUCUGCUGUGGAAAGCGAGGUUCUGCGAGCACCAGAGAGCUGAUUCUUUCUCUCAGGCUUUGGAGCAGCGCCGGCUGAGAGAAGCUCUGCGAUUGUGGCACCAAAUGUUUCUCACGCUGAAGACUGUUAAACGAAGUCCUAAGCACUCUCACAAGGUUGUCCAUAAAGAUCCCCUCGCCUUGCUAGUUUCUGAGGACCUCUCAACGUCUUCUGGCUUCCACAGCAAUGCUCCAGCUACUCUUGCCUCUCAAAGCUCAUUGGAAAAGGAAUACAGUCUUAGCAGCAGUCAGCAGAGCUUUUCUUCCAUUCUGACUGCUGAGGAUGUCACACAAAUGCCCUAUUACAGUUCUUUGCUGCAACUACACCAACGCACAGAGCUGCCAGCUGAGCUGGGUGGGGAGCUCUACUUGCAAGCCUCCCUUCCUCCACAGAGUCCUGGAUCGGGAGAAAAUUGGUUUGUGGGAGGUCAGUUCCAGUCUUUGGCACUGCAUACUCCAGGCAGUAAUGUCCGGCCUCUUGCCAGUUACUCUGCAUGGGAAGAGGACUGCAGUUCUGACAAGGAGGUGAAGCGUUGCUGGCACCAAGCGGAGAAAUGCUGCCUGCAGAGGUUCUUCUUCGUCUGGUCAGCUCGAACUCAGCAGCUUGUGAAGGCCCAGCAGUACUGCAGGCUCAUUCAGCUCUCUCGACCCUUUCUCAGCUGGCACCACUGGGUUGUGGAGAAUAAGAACCGAAAAGCAGCAGCAUCCCUAAAGCAUCACAUUCGCUGCUGCCAGAUGGCUUUCCAGCUGUGGAAGAAGAGGCUGUCGCAGAAAGUGGAAGCUGACCGGAGAUUCAAGUGUCACGUCCACCAGACAGCUGCUGACACUUUGUCGCGCUGGCAUUUCUGCUGGCAAAGGAAUCAUGCCAUGAGAGAGCUGCAGCAGCAAUGGGCUCAGCACAGCUGCCAGGAGAAGAAGAGGUUGGUCAUGCGGACAUGGUCUUGCCAAACAAGGAAGCAGAGAAAAGCUGCUUUAUUCUGGGAACGUCUUCUACGGCACAGAUGCCUAAUCACCUGGUCCCACAUCACUGCCUAUAGGCAGAGGCAGCGUGAAGCCCUUUGCUGUUUGGAAAGUGCCAGAGAGCGCCGUCUCCUAGCAGUGACCUUUGCCCACUGGAGAGUGGAAUUCUUGAGAGCUAAACAGCAGUUGCUGGGAGAGGGAAGCCACAAGCAGCAGGCACGCUGUCAGGCUAAAGCCUGUCACCGCUGGCGAUUGGCCUCAAGGGGACAGCAAGCCCUGCGCCUAGGUUCUGUGGCCACCAUGGAACAGGCCUGCAACUACUGGACAAAAGCAGCUGCCUUUUCCCAGUGCUCGCGGCAAUGCAGUACCCUGAUAGGCGCUAGGAAGAGCAGGAAGAUGUCUCUGUCUUGGUCUAUCAAGAGGAGAGGAUGCAGAGAAAAAGGUUCACCACUAGCACCAGCUGCCCCCUUUGGGCUUUUUCCCAGCGCCAUUCACCGCUGGCUGAUGAUCUACAGAAACCAAAGCCGGGCGGAAAGGCUGCCACUCCAUCAGCUGGUGGACAGACCUGGUGUGAUGGGAUUCACUCCUGCACAUGCCGGGAUCCAGAGCAACUCUGAGGUGGGCUCUGAGGAGCCGGAUGAGAAGUGGCUUGGGAGGAAGUAUCUGAGGCGGUGGCAUCACGCAGUGAUGCUGCGCCAGUGCCAGCGUGGCAGGAAGCUGCGCCGCCUGGCAGGGGGAUGGCAGCAAUGGAAGGAGGCCAGCAGGGUAAUGCUGCUGGCAAAGGUGUUGGACCAGCAGCGGCUGAUGGAAAAGGCCUGGAGGAUGUGGAGACGACAACACUUGCAAAGCUGUGUGGUGCAGAAUGUUUUGGAGGAGGAAGCCAGGAGACUACUCAUCCACGCCUUUGGAAGGUGGCGCCAGCUAACAACAUUCCAGCUUGAGAACAAAGGACACUGCUGAGUGGUGGAGGCCUGCCUGCAGCUGAUCAUUUCAGGACAUGUGGAGGAUACAGCCAGCUUCCACAACAAAGAGUUGGUCCUGUGAAAUCAAGAGAGCAGGGAACAUUGCUCGCAUGAUAAAAGCAAUGCCGCAGGCCAGAAGCACGAUAGCCAAAGGACAACCAGCAAGAGAUGGUACCUCAUGAAAGGUUCUCUUUAAAGGCCUGGUGGUAUCCUACCUCCCUACAGCCACAAACUUGAAACUUAUUCCCUUUUGUUAUGUGGUUGCAUUCCUUUCUCAUUUUGACCCUGAUUUUGUUGAUUGGAACUCUGAUUAAAGGUCAAACCACUUUACAGGUUCUCCCUUUACUCAGUGUUUCUUCCUGGACAAGAGCUUAGUGUAAGUGCAGGGGAGGUGGCAAACGAUUAAGCCUUAAAGAAAUGAGCAAGAGCUUUCCUAUGCAACCCCUCCAUCCUAUUGAUUCCAAAGUCUCGUGUGAACAUAGGCCUUUACUUUUAGAUUUGCUUCUUCCUUUUGGGGGGGAAAACCCGUAUGGCCCAUAUCUCCUCCCCCUGUACAGGGCCAUCAGCUCUUCAUUAAGGUUUUCAGUGGGUGGCCAGCCUCUGAUUGCUUCCUGCUGGUUCAUUUCUGUGCUGAAUGGACUGGGGAUGAAGAAACCUGCUGGGAACAGCUGAGCGCGAAAAGCUUUGCUGAGGCAAGACAGGCGUGUCUGACCCCCAACCCUCCUAUUACUUACUCCUGUGAUUGAUGCCCUAUAAUUACCCUUGGUAUAUGAGCCCAGUCUCAGACAGCUAUAAUGAGAGGGUCUGAAGAAUCUGGAAAGGGUUUUUCUUCCUUGCUUGUUUGAAAGAGAUGCUAGCAGCUUGGCAGGGAUCUUGAAAUCCCACUGGGAACUGGCCCAAGGCAGUGUUUUUCCUAGCCUGUGGUAGAUUGGUGGGAUUGUUUAGUACAGUUGUACUAAAGCAGCCUCCUA